This is a messenger RNA of Rhizoctonia solani, 1026 nucleotides long. RefSeq lists its product as uncharacterized. NCBI's taxonomy places the organism in Eukaryota, Fungi, Basidiomycota, Agaricomycetes, Cantharellales, Ceratobasidiaceae. The transcript has 2 exons. The record is from RefSeq and is a predicted model, not a curated record. Bases 1 to 1026 code for a protein of 341 amino acids.
AUGAUCGCCCCGGCAGAAAUAAAGGAGUUUCUAGUUCGUCCCAUACGCCGGGCGACUGCACCGCCAGCAGCAAGCAGCCCUUCUGAGCCUGUAGGUUCUCCUUCUAUAAGUCCAACAAGGUCUCCUGUUCGGGCUCGAAGCUCAACCUUACCUCCUGCUUCCCCUCCUGUCAAGCGACAUUCGCUCAAGCGAUUCCGAAAGUUUUAUAUAAGAUCUCUAUCCAAAACUAAUUCCUACCAAGACCAAACCAUCUCAUCCGCAACUUAUUAUCGCUCCAAUGAUAUGGAGUUGAUCCGUCUGGAAACACCCCGAACACCAAGGGGUAUCGACAUGACCGAUACGCUGCUAUUAGGGUCCCCUUUACCCAACAAAGGACCCGGAAUGCCCCGGCUGAUCAGGAAUAUCUCACAAAGCAAUACCAUGAAGUCUAUAGGAUUUAUGAUUCCCAUCGCACCAAAUUUAGGAUAUUUUAGCCGCACGACCCGUGAAGAUGCGGAUAGGCACAUGCAUAAUCAGGGUUGGAAACCCUCCGACAACGCGGAAGUUAUCACAUACGAGACACCUCUGCCAUUUGACAACUUGGUGGUACUCGCUAGUAGGAUAUCGGCUCGCCGUUCGCGUCGUUCGUUGAACUCUCCACCAAAGACUUGGUUUAUACAAGCAAUGUGGGAAGGGUUGAAGCGCAUUAGAGAUAUGCGUGACAAUACCACAACUGCGGAUCAGAGGGUUCCUCAUGAAGGUGAAGGUGGUAUCCCGAAAAUGGUCGACGGGGUCAUGAAUACUUUUGGAGAUAGCCUUUUGCAUUUCCACUACAAAGUUAUGAAGAUUCAGCAGAAAUCUCCUCAUGGUAUAACUACGGUUGAAGAACGGAAGAAUAUAGUCCAACAAGAGAUAUCUGAGAGAAACGAAGAGAUUACGAGGACCCAGGCCAGCUGGCAUAUGGCAGAACAAGAAAGGGAAAAACUAAGGAGAAGAGAAAGUGAUCUUCGAAGACAAUUGAGGUUAAACGAUCCAGUCGCAUGCUAG